Molecule: messenger RNA, 1383 nt
Organism: Nycticebus coucang (slow loris)
Lineage: Eukaryota; Metazoa; Chordata; Mammalia; Primates; Lorisidae
Gene: MIP
Product: major intrinsic protein of lens fiber
Exons: 4
Coding region: 22-813 (263 amino acids)
Biological process (GO): transmembrane transport
Cellular component (GO): plasma membrane; apical plasma membrane
Molecular function (GO): water channel activity
Source: RefSeq, a predicted model, not a curated record
ACUGUGCCCAUCCCCCCUGCCAUGUGGGAACUGCGGUCAGCCUCCUUCUGGAGGGCCAUAUUUGCUGAAUUCUUUGCCACCCUCUUCUAUGUCUUCUUUGGACUGGGGUCCUCACUGCGUUGGGCUCCUGGACCACUACAUGUCCUACAGGUGGCUCUGGCCUUUGGCCUGGCCUUGGCUACGCUGGUGCAGGCUGUGGGCCACAUCAGUGGAGCCCACGUCAAUCCUGCAGUCACUUUUGCCUUCCUUGUGGGCUCCCAGAUGUCCCUGCUCCGUGCCUUCUGCUAUAUGGCAGCCCAGCUCCUGGGAGCCGUGGCGGGGGCCGCUGUGCUGUAUAGUGUUACCCCGCCGGCCGUCCGAGGAAACCUAGCACUCAACACGUUACACCCUGGGGUGAGUGUGGGCCAGGCCACCAUGGUGGAGAUCUUCCUGACGCUCCAGUUCGUGCUCUGCAUCUUUGCCACAUAUGACGAGAGGCGGAAUGGCCGACUGGGCUCCGUGGCGCUGGCUGUUGGCUUCUCCCUCACCCUGGGGCACCUCUUUGGGAUGUAUUAUACUGGUGCAGGCAUGAAUCCUGCCCGCUCCUUUGCUCCUGCCAUUCUCACCCGGAACUUCACCAACCACUGGGUGUACUGGGUGGGACCAAUCAUUGGAGGGGGUCUGGGCAGCCUCCUCUACGACUUUCUCCUCUUCCCUCGGCUCAAGAGUGUUUCUGAGAGACUGUCUAUACUCAAGGGUGCCAGACCCAGUGACCCUAAUGGACAACCAGAGGUCACAGGGGAACCUGUUGAACUGAAGACCCAGGCCCUGUAAAACUCCAGCUGGAGAGAGGGAGUAGAAAGCUUCUGGGUUUAUGUGGAAGUGCUGAUCUAGCCUUCUGGAUGAAGAAAGAGACUGUGGGGAGGGGCAUGUACUUCUUUAUUUUUUAACUUAUGUGUGUGUUUUUUUUCCCCUUUUGCUGUGUGAAAUCUUUCAAGUUGCAUUCACGAGCUGGUUGGUGCAAACUUCCCUUCCUCCCCAUCCCACCUCCUUUCGCCGUGUGUGGCUGAUUGUGCAUAUGAAUGUGAGUGAGUGUGGCUGUGUCUGAGAGGUAGGGAAGGAAAAGAGGUGUCAUCCUAUACCUGCCUUCCUCAACCCAGGGUGGUGAGCACAAGGAACCCAAACCUUAGGUUUCUGGCCUCUAAUCUGUUGCCAGUCAAGUGUAUAGGUUUUGAUUUCUGAGGGAAAAGGGAAGCGGGGGAUCACUUCUCACAAGAAGCAGAGAAAUGCAAGAGACAAGGCAUUCCAAGGGUUGGGAGAAGGAACUUCAUGGAGGUAGGUGACAGAAGAAAUGGAGCUAUUAGCCCAGCUCAGGAUGCCAGUGUACCAAAAAGUUUUAGGGAA